AUGGAGUCCGAAGCUGUUUUGGGAACUGUGAUAGAUUCAGUUGAAAGUGAUGACGUAGAAAGAACAGAUAACGUUCCAGUGUUAUCGUGGGAGAACGGUGUUUGGGACGGUACAACCACUAAUGUUAAAAAGGCGCCAUUUUACCCUCGAAAUCGCUUCAUUUCCAAACGAACUUUAAAACGGUGCAGCCAUAUUGUGACUUUACUCUUGGGAAUUCUAUUAACAUGUGUGGCCUUAGGACUUAUUGUGGCAGGAUCAUUUAGAUUACACGAGUGUCAUCAAAUUACAACAUUCACGAUACAGCAUCCAAUAAAAGAAGAUGUCAAUACUAAAAUAGGGGAUAAAUAUUUUACUGUAGAUCAGCUUGUGAAACUCAAUAAUUACGCCUUUAAUAAACCUGCCAAGCAGUCAUCAACUGACAGAACGAGUGAUUAUUUACCGGAAGUGGAUGGUGAUGCCAGUCUCGCAGUAGACGGAAGUUUAGAUACGUGUUCAAGAACAGACGGACAAUCAUCACCAUCAUGGCGUGUAGAUUUUGGUAGAUUGAUGCCAGUAGGCAGCAUUCGGUUAUACCUAAGUAAUUUUACAUAUGAUGAUAAUAUAGAUAUAUUUGUUGGAAUGAGUAAACAGAUAGUAGAAAAUAGAUUAUGUGUUCGACAUCAUCAUGGCACUAGAACAGCUGUACCAGACAUUAGAUUACAGUGUACAUCGGAACUUAGUGGAAGGUAUCUAGGAAUCAUAUUAAAUAUGAAUGGAACUAUCGAUGAUAUGAAAGUAUUGGUAUUAUGUGAAGUAAUGGUAUUUGGUCGUUAA
Lottia gigantea (owl limpet) is the source of this 813-nucleotide messenger RNA. RefSeq lists its product as hypothetical. The coding region runs from base 1 to 813 and encodes 270 amino acids. The transcript is spliced from 6 exons. The record is from RefSeq and is a predicted model, not a curated record. Lineage: Eukaryota; Metazoa; Mollusca; Gastropoda; Lottiidae.